Messenger RNA from Lachancea nothofagi CBS 11611, 948 nucleotides. NCBI's taxonomy places the organism in Eukaryota, Fungi, Ascomycota, Saccharomycetes, Saccharomycetales, Saccharomycetaceae. The record is from the annotation of a GenBank genome assembly.
AUGAGGGAGGUCGAGCUGACACAACGAAAGCCAAUUUCCGAAGAGCCAGAAGGCAUCAUGACGGAGGAAACAACUACCUUGAUCGAAGGGUCCAAUGUUACGAGGAAAACCACAAGAAGACUGUACACUUGGGACGAGAUUCCAGAAUGGCAGAAAGAUAACGAACACAUUCUGAGCGGCUACAUCUUUGAAACGAAGAGCUUCAGAAGCUGUAUAAAGAGUCUUUUCUAUUUGCACAACGAGUCAGUGAAUAUAUACACUCACCUUUUGCCAGGAAUUUGCUUCUUUCUAGUAGCAAUUUUCAACCAAUAUGCUAUUGAGCACUUUGAGACAACCAGAUUGAUAGACUACAUCAUGAUAGACCUUUUCUUUCUCGGUGGGUUUAUAUGCUUAAUGAUGAGUAGUUUGUUCCACUGCCUGAAGUGCCAUUCGAUAGAGGUGGCUGUCUUUGGUAACAAGCUCGAUUAUUUAGGAAUUGUGGCCCUCGUGGUAUCAUCCAUGGUCAGCAUCCUCUAUUAUGGGUUUUAUGAUUAUUGGCCGUUUUUUUUAAUAUUUUCGGGAAUUACAGUAACCUUUGGAAUUGCCUGUGCCGUCGUAUCCUUGGGUGAUACAUUCAGGUCAAGAGAAUGGAGGCCUUACAGAGCAUCUCUGUUUGUGGCAUUUGGACUGUCUGCUCUGCUCCCGGUGAUAGCUGGGAUCUUACAUUACGGGUUCCAUGCUACGUGGGCAAAAAUACAACUCAAGUGGUUAAUUUUGGAAGGUGUGUUUUAUAUCUUGGGCGCUGUAUUAUAUGGAGUCCGCUUUCCUGAAAGAAUUUCCCCUGGAACUUUCGACAUGUGGGGCCAUUCCCACCAAUUGUUCCAUGUUCUAGUCGUCAUUGCUGCCCUGUGUCAUCUCCAGGCGCUUAUCGGAGCAUAUAAAUUCGUUCAUAAGAACUUGAUAGGUUGA